AUGCACCAGGCCUUAGUGGUCAUUGGCCACGCCGUCCGGUCGCCCUCGUUAGUGUCUGUGGGUGGUGAUGGCAGGUGGCUGGCGUAUGGCUGCGCCAGCGACAUGGUAGUUGUGUGUAGUAUACCAGACGACAGUGGGGAACAGCACUCUUCAUGUGAUGAGGACUUUGCUGGUGCGAUGAGGAUUGUAUCACUGCAGGCUGGGGAGAACCUGUCCGUGGUUGCGUUGCACCAAACCAAAGAGACGUUUUGUAUUGGGACUGCACACCAUGGUUUGUACUUAACCACGGCGUCGAACCCCGUUCUUAGUAGCACAACCACGCGCCUGCCAAUGCAUCUCACAGGUGAAAGUGUAUUUGCGUCUUGCUUUAUUGAUGAUCACGAAACGGGUCUUGACGUGCUUGUGGUUUCUUGCGGCUCCCAAGAGUUGGCGAAAACGCGCUUUAAGCUAUCGCUGUGGGACGUGCACACACGAUUGUUGCUGUGGCGGGGGUGUGCGGACGCCCUGGAUGCCAUUGUACCGCUACCAGGCACCUUUGGAUUUGCCUCCUGCGCCCAGCGGGAAGUCACGUUGUGGGAGGUACAGCUACCCAGCAACGGUGCAGCGAAUGCGACUGGGCACCGCGGCAUAAGUGGAAGCAGGAAAAACGUUAGCGGUGAGGGAGGCGGAGACAUAGGUUUUACAGUUUUGAGCAAGACAUGCAGCGCCGUGAACGAGUUACGAGAUGCGGAGUUUGUCGCAAUUGUUCCUCUCAGAGGAGCUGAGACUUUGUUGACGGUGCUAACAAGCGUGGGAUUUUUGGUAUCGUUUGACUGCCGCAGUGGGGCGCCUGUAAAGUGGAUGGACUGCAAAGUGUGUCCCGCCACCGCUGCGUACCGCAUGGCAGACGACAUCAUAGUUUGUGGGCCGAUGAUUCGGUUUUUUUCCUUUGACAAGUGGGAGUUUCACGGCAAGAUCAAGCAAAAUGCUCCCCCCGCCGUUGUAGGCUCAUCGCUUCUGACACGGCUUGUAGAUGCACUCUGCACCGGGGCUGCCGUGUGUGGGAAGGAUCGAGCCGUUUUUUUUUUAGCGGAGGGGACAUGUCGCGAUACCGCGUCGUCAGGCCCAUGA
This is a messenger RNA of Trypanosoma rangeli, 1110 nucleotides long. RefSeq lists its product as uncharacterized. NCBI's taxonomy places the organism in Eukaryota, Euglenozoa, Kinetoplastea, Trypanosomatida, Trypanosomatidae. The transcript has a single exon. Bases 1 to 1110 code for a protein of 369 amino acids. The record is from RefSeq and is a predicted model, not a curated record.